GGGACACAGAUAUCGAAGAAAUGGAGGAAGAGCAAGAGGACUCUCUGGAAGAGUUAGAGGAAGGGCUUGAUGUGUUGAUGAUCUUAGAACGAGCAUAUGAGAGCACUAUCAAGGCCCAUGUCGUACGAGAACCCAAGACAAACGACACAAGACCAAUCCCAUCCACUGCCACAUCCCAUCUUUCCAGCCAAAUUUCGUCUUCAUCACCCUCUUCACCAUCAGUUACCAUGUUCCAACAACAAUCCCAUAUACCAUCCAGUGGUUCCAGCAAUGUGCCUCCAAGUUCUCCCCCUGUUUCUCACCCACUACAGAAUUCGCCCGAAUUUAUCCCUUUGAUGGCUGGAUCGUCUACUGCGUUGCUCGCUGUCCUUGAGCAUGCUCCACACAAGCCUCAAAGAUCAUCGUCGCCGCAUCCAGCCGCGGACAUUCCUGUGGGCAUAACGACCCACGAUGCUGUGCUCAAGAUUGCACACUUGGGUGAUUGUAUGGGUAUGCUUGUAAGGGAUGAGGAAGUUGUUUGGAGAAGUGAAGAAAUGUGGUGGAGUUUCAAUACCCCCGUUCAACUUGGCCCAAGCUCGUCAGCACGGCCAAAAGAUGCACAGAUACUGACUCUUCCUGUUCAGGCAGAUGAUAUUCUCAUCCUAGCUAGCGAUGGAUUGAGCGAUAAUCUAUGGGAUGAAGAAGUUUUAGAUGAGGUCGUUCGCUUCAAGCGAUCAUUUCUCAGUUCGAAGAGUGGAGCACGGAAGCAACAGGAUGUUGUGAAUAUGUCGCAGGGACUACUUGGACGUCGAUCGCUCGCAGGGAUGCUCAGUGAGGCUCUAUGCUCUCGAGCACGCCGCGUAUCAGAGCGAAGAGGGACAUCAUGCGGAUCGCCUUCGAGUUUCGACGACGAAGUACCUUUCGCUAGGCGAGCACGAGAGCAGGGUCGCUCUUUCCGAGGUGGCAAAAUCGAUGAUAUAUCUGUGUUAGUUGCUGUGAUCUCUCCAGCUGCAGACGCUCCAAUGAGCAAGUCUUGAUUUUUUUAGAAGCAAGACGCAUUCGUAUCAUUUAUGAAUUCCGACCAUCCAUGGUCCAGCUGUAUCUGAAUUUGUUAUUUAAGUAUCAUCACUGUACAAGUUACUGUACACAUUCUCUCUCCUUUUUUUGUCUUCUUUCUAGACACAUUGUAACCAGCUCAGACAAAGGAACCUUACAUGUAAUCAUUCUUGAUGCGGUCGUAUACAUGUUCAGCAUACACAUAUAACAGCACAAUGGAAAAAUAUUUGAUGGAUAAA
Molecule: messenger RNA, 1274 nt
Organism: Serpula lacrymans var. lacrymans S7.9
Lineage: Eukaryota; Fungi; Basidiomycota; Agaricomycetes; Boletales; Serpulaceae
Exons: 3
Coding region: 21-1016 (331 amino acids)
Source: RefSeq, a predicted model, not a curated record